Agrilus planipennis (emerald ash borer) is the source of this 1689-nucleotide messenger RNA. RefSeq names its product DNA polymerase delta subunit 3-like. The coding region runs from base 249 to 1544 and encodes 431 amino acids. Gene Ontology annotation, molecular function: DNA-directed DNA polymerase activity. The transcript has a single exon. The record is from RefSeq and is a predicted model, not a curated record. Lineage: Eukaryota; Metazoa; Arthropoda; Insecta; Coleoptera; Buprestidae. Gene Ontology annotation, biological process: DNA strand elongation involved in DNA replication; DNA replication; nucleotide-excision repair, DNA gap filling. Gene Ontology annotation, cellular component: nucleus; delta DNA polymerase complex.
UUUAUCUCAUUCAUGCUAUCAACCAUAAGUAAAAUUUUAAUCAGAUAACAAAUAAAUACUUGUAAUGUUUUGAGAAUAAUAGAAGUUAAGUUCUACACCGAAAACAGAACGGUAAAAUUUAUAUGUAAACUAAACCGCUAAAAAUUCAUAAGUAAGUGGCGUAAUUGUAUUAUUUAUCCAUCUUAUUUUUUCAAGUAAUUUUCACUAUAAAUGCUAGGCAAAAGUUUAUAAAGAAUUGUUUUUGUGACAUGGAUUCGACAACUGAAUUACACUUCUUAAAAAAAAUAAACGAAUUUGUAUACGAUGAAGAUAAAGUAGUAACAUUUAAAUGGUUGAGCAAGACUUUAGAUGUAAACGUAGAAGAUUCAAAAAAACUAUUGGAAAUUUAUACCACAAAUCAUAAAGGAGGAGACUUAGAAAUUGUUUAUUGGAUUUCUGGCAAAUUAAAUGAUAAUUCUUACCGUACUUUACUUAUUAAGCAAGCAGAGUUUGAUGACAAUUUUCGUGAAUUUGCAGAUGUGUCUUGUAAAUUUAUUUACAGCAUAUAUAAGAAGAAUGAAACUGAUUUUAAAGAAUUAUUGAUUAAUUCUGAAGUAGUAGGCAGUGUUGCAGGAAGCUUAUCUAGUAAACGAUGCAUUAAGAGAACUCUUAAACAAAAAGCACCACUUCCUGCCUUAAAGAAAACUGACAUUACUAAGCAUAAACCUUCGUUAUUUAUUAAUGUACCCGCCAAAAGUAUUAAAAGUGCAAGUGAAAGCAAUGUUAAAACUGUUGUGAGUAGUACGACAGCAAAGAAAGAAAAUGGGACUGCCAAAGGAAUUGCAAAUUUCAUAUCUAAAAUGCCACCAAAACAAAAGGCCCAAUCUGAUAUUUGCAUUUCCAAAAGUAAUGUUAAACCAGAUAAAUCAACAUCAAUCACUGAAGAAGAUGUAAAAGAAAUUAACAAGCUUAAUGAUAAAAUACAAACUAUUAUAGAUACUGAUGAUAGUGAGGAAGAGAAGAGAACCCCAAAGAAUACAAAUCGAAAAGAUGAGAAGCCAAAAAACAAAAGAAAACGUAUUGCAAGUAAUUCUACUGCUAAAAAUAAGAAACAAAGAAAACGGAUUGUGGAACCUAAUGAUUCCGACAGUGAUGAUAUUUUUGCCAAUGAUGAUGAAGAAGAGCAUCAAGAGCCCAUGCAUAUAUCAGAUGAAGAGGAUGACUUAUUGUUAUUAUACAAACCAACAUCAGGUCUUGAUUCGACAAACAAAAAAAGAAAACUAGUUAAGCAAACAUUUACUGAUGAAGAUGGAUACAUUAUGACUUGUAAAAAAUGGGUCUGUGUGGAUGAUGAAUCUGAAGAUGAAAAGAAAAAUACGAUUAAAGACGAUAAAAAGGAGAGUAAGGAUAACAAGGCACCUGAAGCUAAAGAUACACAUCAUGAAGUAAACUUUAAAAAAGUUAAAGAAGAAAACACUGGUAAUGGAACUUCAAAAGCAAAAGGCAAAUCCAAAAAGCCUGUUGGUAAUCAAACUACACUGAUGAAAUUCUUUACUAAAGCAUAAUGAAGGAAUAAAAUCAUCAGUAUUAAGAGAAUAACUGAAUAACUAAUCGAUUUUGUGAUUUUGAUGCCUAGAAUUUCUUUGAAGAUUUAUUUAAAUUAUUAUUGUUGAUCAUAUUCACUGCAUCAAAGCUAUUUUAAAGAGAAAA